Messenger RNA from Ostrea edulis (European flat oyster), 595 nucleotides. RefSeq lists its product as uncharacterized. The transcript is spliced from 4 exons. The record is from RefSeq and is a predicted model, not a curated record. Lineage: Eukaryota; Metazoa; Mollusca; Bivalvia; Ostreida; Ostreidae. The coding region runs from base 107 to 559 and encodes 150 amino acids.
CUUUUUCGAAAUACGUUUGGAACAUGGAUCUCAAAGCUUAUCAGCUACAAUGAUCACGUUUUAUACUAAAUCUGGUAAAAGUACAGUGUACUCUACUGGCGGAUAAAUGCAGGUGUGUCUCUUACUAGUGGGGAUUUUGUCACUAUGGAAUCCCGUUUACCCCGCAACCGUACAAAGAGGGACUACACAUCACGUGACUACUAAAGUAACAACUACUCAUCGCCCUACACGUGAGCCGGGUGAAUUUGUUAAUAACCAAUACAUGUACGACAGAUACUCACAUUUCCUGUGCGACUCGCACUAUUCCAGAUACCUUCACUAUUGCAUGUGCUACCAUAUACCUUACGAACAGCGAGAUGACAUCCACGACCCUGUAACACUCCUUAAAAUAGAGAGGCGCAUGUUCGAGUUGUACCAGGUAGGCCAUUAUAAAACGAUGAACAUGACGGAGUUGAAGUAUUACAGCGAUCGGUGCUACCGAAUGUGUACCCACACCAAUUAUAACCCCGGAGACAACACCACUUUAUUUAUGAUCUACGAUGAUCCUCGUAUGUCUUAAAGACUGUUUUAAUGAUCAAUAAAUUACUAAAAUCAA